Molecule: messenger RNA, 2639 nt
Organism: Ochlerotatus camptorhynchus
Lineage: Eukaryota; Metazoa; Arthropoda; Insecta; Diptera; Culicidae
Gene: krimp
Product: krimper
Exons: 5
Coding region: 182-1981 (599 amino acids)
Biological process (GO): piRNA processing; spermatogenesis; P granule organization
Cellular component (GO): P granule
Molecular function (GO): metal ion binding
Source: RefSeq, a predicted model, not a curated record
GCACGCUCGAUGUGAGAGCGAUUGAAAGUUUUUGAUUGAAAUUUCGGAAAUUGUAGCGGUGAUUAAAGCAAAUAUUUUCAAUUCCGCAACGUGCAUAGCUCAAGAGGGUUCUCUUCCACUUCGUUCCGGUGGGAGUGAGUGUAAUAGUUUACUGGAAACCGACAUCCAAAAAAAAAGAACAAUGGAUACGAGUCAGAUGGGAACCAGCGGCGUAAAGGAUUUCCUGCGCGAUUUGAUCCUCCGAGCGGAGGAUGUUCUGGGCAAGAUGAUCUACAAGCUGACGAUAACGGACAUCUCCAUCGGCGAGAUGGUGGCCAUGAUCAACUCGGUGUUCGCCUUGGUCAGUCAGUGGGAGGAAAACUUGAAGGAUAUCAGCAUGGAAAUGCUCAACAUUCCGGCGACGGGUUCGAAGCCAGUAAAAACCACCUCCGCUAUGGAUGAGAGGAAAAUUAUGGAACAAGUCAGUCUGCUGGUACGCAAGGACGACGGCUGCACUCCGAUCGAACCGACCAUGGCAAACACUGAGGAUGCUAAACCGGUAUUUGUCUACUUGGAACAGUCGCUGAAACAAUACUCGCCGGGUCAAACCGGAACGGGCUACCUGACCUACGUGGUUCCAAAGACCACCACAUUCUACAUGAUCGAUCGUAGCCAAAGCAACGGCAAAAUGGAGCAAACGUUAUCUUCUCUGCAAAACGUUAGCACGCACUUGGAAGAGCUUCCGGACUCGGAUGUGACCGUAUUCGGAGUUGAACUGGAAGGUACCAUCUUCCGUGCCAUUCGGAGUCAAUCGGUUUUGGCGUGGCCGUUUCUAAAACUGUUGGACGUGGGAGAAGUCGUCCCGUACUCAGAAUCGAUGAUACUCUAUGAGUUAACGAAAUACUAUCAACAGUUGGCGCCCUUAGCCGUCCGUUGUCAGUUGGUGGAUGUGGUUGAUGAGCCGUUCUGCGGUGACUUCAAUCGAUACCUCAUGGAUAAUUUGUACAACAUCAGAAGGUUCGAAAUAUGCGCACGUGAGGAUGAUAUAUUGCGGGUAAACUUGUCCACCGCCUUCAAAGUGAACCGGAAUCCAUUCCUUCCUUUGACGCAGAAGAAGCCCGUAGAACCAGCUCCCAAAGAGUACAAAAUAUCGGAAAAGACUCUUACGCAGGAACAGUUGAACUCCCUGUACGAGGAACCGCUGAAUACGACCAACGUCAUGAAGGCGACGCUGGGAUAUGUGCCGAAGGACGAUGCUCGCAUUUGUCCGUUCUACGAUCCGAAGAUUCAGGGCUGUUUCAAGGGAGCCAGUUGUCGGUUGGAGCACGUGGCCAAAGAUCCGGACGGUUGGACCCGGGAUCGAGCCCUGCAUAAAGCUAAAAUUCGGGCGCAGUUGAUCGAGCCGAAAAUCGGAUCGAUGGUGAAGCUGAUUCCCACGACGAUCAUCAACGUCGAGGAGUUCUACGGGCAGCUCGAUCGAAAGGAGUACAUCGAGGGGUUGAGCGAGUUGCAGCGGUUUUUGAAUGAUCCCACCUACGUACGGGAGUUUCGAAUGAUGGAUCAUAAGCCAUACACCCGUGAACUGGUGUUUGCCUUCUACUCGGGCGACGGUCAGUGGUACCGGGCGGAGGUGUUGGAAUACUUUCACGAUGGGUUGAUGGACGUGUUCUACCUGGACUAUGGCAAUCGGGAAAACGUCCGGCUGGAGGAUUUGCGCAUGUGGGACGAUCGAUUCGAUUACCUGCCGUUUCAGGCGGUCCACUGUCGGUUGGCAAACGUAAGCCGACUUCGGGAGGAUGACGCACGGGCGACGGCUGCCCUCCGGGAGGAGAUUCUGGACCGACUGAUGAUGGUCAAAGUGCUAGACAUCCGCUCCUACUGGGAAGUGUUGGUGUACGGUGCAGAGAUGGUGGACAUUGGGCAACUGAUGGUCCGAAGGAAUAUGGCCCGGACGAGACAACCGAUUGUGAUGAGCGAAAAGGAUGGCAUGGUGCCGGCUUAGAAUAGAUUAUUAUUUGCUCUGUUCAAAAAGAGCUCGAAACAGCCUGCAAGCACUUUUGGAGCGACUUUUUUUGCUUUUGACGCUUGUCAAGUGUCAUUAGAGACAAAAAAAAAAAACUAGAAAUUGUUUAUACAUAUUCAGUUUAUGGUUCCAAAGGAUAUAGUUUUCUAAGUAUUUUGUUAAAACCAAAAAAUCGCGAAACAGUUCAAAACAAACAGAUCAUUGAGAAAAGCAGCUCGAAUCAAUUGAUCACAAUAUUCGAGCAGUUUAAAACUCGAACUUUGACAUGGAAUAAUAUUUUGAGAUAUUUUUCUUCUAGGGUAGGUGUACCAGUUAUGACUAUACGUUCCUACUAUGAUGUGUUCCAAUUAUGGCAUAUGGAAUUCCCAUAGGCCAUAAUUGGAACACACAUUGGAUCUUCGAGUAAACAGGUUAUAGGUUAUAGCGAAACCGAACUUUUUGUCAGUGCGAAUUUCAACCUGAGGUAGGUUUUAAAAACAAACGAUCAAACUGACGUUUGUCAGAAAACAAGCAGACGCAAUCUCUUGAUACCCGAUCCAGGUUGGAACUGAAUAAUAAACGAAUUGACCACUUUGUCAAGCAGUUUUGGUGUGACUUUCUACCAGCGAUUUCACAAAACUGGACCAAUUUCUAUUUU